ACCUUUCCCCCUCGGUUGCCGAUCCAACAUGGUAUCAGAGCGUCGAGGGUCUUGAGCCUCUGCGCACGAACGAAACAUCCAGGGCAGUGGAGGAGCAGCACCAGCGUGUUCGACUUCGACCCCUGCCAUGGCGGAUACAUCUUCACCUUAUUAUCUUGGGUCCGGCGAUCAACCCGGGAAUGUUAUCACACAUGUAAUUUUCAAAGGAGACAAUUAUGUGGCUUGGUCUCGGGCUAUCACUCUUUCCUUGAAAGCGCGUCGCAAAUACGUGUUCGUGGACGGUACCGAAACAAAGCCGACUGACAGAGCGAAAUUGCUUGACUGGGACACAGUGAAUUCCAUGGUGGUGUCUUGGCUACUGCGGAGCAUGGAACCCAACGUGGCGGCAUCAAUACCCUUCCACGAUGAGGCACGCGCACUGUGGGUUUAUUUGGAGAAGCGCUUUAGUGUUGCGAAUGGACUGAGAUUGCAGCAGCUUCGCGCUUCUAUAACAGGGUGUAAACAGUCCAAGGCUAUGUCUGUAGAUGCGUAUUACACCGCAUUGAUGAGUCUCUAUGAUGAAUUUAAUAGACUGAAGCCACUUCAUGCUUGCACGUGUGGCCGGUGUACGUGUAACGUGGCCGGGAAGUUUGCCGCAGAUCGAGAAGAGGAACGCUUGCAUCAGUUUUUGAUCGGAAUUGAUGACGAAGUUUAUGGAACUGUGCGAAGUAAUCUACUUUCGCAAACGCCUGUCCCUGACAUAGAUCGUGCUCAUCAGGCCUUUCUCCAAGAGGAGAAUUCACGGGCAGUAGCUCGCGGUAAACAGUCGGCCGCCAUUGAUGUUCAGGCCUUUGCUCUCACGAAAGGACGCCAGGAACGGGUGGACAAAUCCAAGCUCAUGUGCACUCACUGCAAACAAAAGGGCCACGAAGUUGGAGCUUGUUUCAAAUUGCAUGGAUACCCGGAAUGGUGGGACGAGAGAAACCGGAACAAAGGUGCUGCGGCUGGACGUGGAGGGGGGGCACGUGCGCACGCCGCGUCUCCAUUACCAGGCAGCAGCAGUGGUUCGAAUGGGAGCAGUGGCAGUAGGGUAUCUUCCCAAGGUGAUGCGAGUGCCUUGCAUGACUUAAGCAGGGAACAGGUUCAGGCUCUGUUGAAUUUGAUUAGCGUUGAAUCUAGUUCGUCUGACCGCAUGUCGGGACCUACGCUCGAGGAACCUGAUUGGAGCAGGUGAACGGAGGGAUGGACUGUAUUAUUUUCGGGGGAUUCCUGAACUACAUGCGGUUUGCACCUCAGGUCUGUCAGAUUUUGAGUUAUGGCAUCGUCGUCUGGGUCAUCCGUCGGAUAGGGUGGUGAAAUUGUUGCCUCAAAUAACUAGCAGUACUUAUGUGAAAAAAUUAAAUAAAGCUUGUGAGGUGUGUCCGCAGGCCAAACAAGCACGUGAUUCCUUUCCUGUCAGUAAUUUUAGAGCUAGUCGUAUUCUGGAACUAGUACAUUGUGAUUUGUGGGGACCUUAUAAAACUCCUUCUACUUGUGAUGCUAUUUAUUUUCUGACUCUGGUUGAUGAUUUUUCUCGUGCUGUGUGGGUGUAUUUGUUGCGUGAUAAAAAGGAAGUGACUCGUUUCUUUAUUUCCUUUAUUACUAUGGUAGAAAAACAAUUUGAGGUUACUGUGAAAAAUAUUCGCAGUGAUAAUGGGACCGAGUUUAAGUGUAUGGGACCUUAUUUUGAAUCUCA
Molecule: messenger RNA, 1714 nt
Organism: Cuscuta epithymum
Lineage: Eukaryota; Viridiplantae; Streptophyta; Magnoliopsida; Solanales; Convolvulaceae
Source: the annotation of a GenBank genome assembly